CAACAUGCCAUGGCUCGCCAAAUUCACGUCUAAAGUUAUUAUUAUUAUCGCCUUCCCAUCUGUGCACACCCUGAGAUCUCGCUGCCCAUAGACUCCUCCAGCCUCCUGCACCACCUCUGAUCCUAUUCUUCGUCAGAAAUCGAAACUCUUCUCUGUUCAUGGAAUUCGUCGCAGAGUUUUUCUCCCUUCUUCUCAAGAACAUACGUUGAGAAUUUUACAGAAUGGCCGUCUCUACAGGCAUCGACCACGCUCCAUCCGAGGUAUACAGAGGAGGUGAGAAAUCGUCUGAAGGCGCAGAAAAGCCUACCUACGACUCGGAUGUUGAAGGUUCGCCCUCGGUGCAAAGCGUUAGCGUUCAUGAUCAUACGCACCGCAAGCUGAAACCCCGCCAUAUCCAAUUGAUUGGCAUAGGUGGGACAAUCGGAACUGCUCUCUAUGUUCAGAUUGGUCGUGGAUUGAUGAAUGGCGGCCCUGCCAGCCUAUUCCUCGCUUUCACCAUCUGGUGUGCCUUCAUUCUGGCCGUCACAAUAAGUAUGGCAGAAAUGGUCACAUAUCUGCCAAUCUCGUCGCCCUUCAUCCGUUUUGCGGGCCGCUUUGUCGACGAUGCCUUUGGGGUGGCUGCAGGAUGGAACUUCUUCAUCUUCGAAGCAGCCCUAGUGCCUUUCGAGAUUGUCGCGUGCAAUGUCAUUAUCCACUUCUGGAGCGAUAUUGUCCCAGCUGGCGGCAUCAUAGCCAUUGUCAUCGUGCUCUACGCCGCAAUCAAUCUUCUGGCCGUCAAGUGGUAUGGUGAAACAGAGUUCUGGGCUGCGCUCGGAAAAGUCCUACUCAUCAUCGGCCUCAUCAUCUUCACGUUCAUUUCCAUGUUGGGCGGUAACCCCCUGGGAGAUCGAUACGGUUUCCGCUACUGGAAGAACCCGGGUGCUUUUGCGGAGCUCUACUACACUGGUAAUCUUGGACGUUUUCUAGGCUUCUUGUCGUGUUUGAUUCAGGCCUCGUUCACCAUUGCCGGACCUGACUACGUUUCCAUGGCCGCUGGCGAGUGUGAGAACCCGCGAAAGGUUAUGCCACGGGCUUACAAUGCCGUCUUCUACCGCCUUACAACGUUCUUCAUACUGGGGAGUCUGUGUGUAGGCAUCAAUGUCCCGUACAACGACCCCGAGAUGACGGAUGCGUUCAAGAACGACAAACCCGGCGCCGCUGCCUCACCCUAUGUCUCCGCUAUGAACAGACUCCACAUCGGCGUUCUCCCCCACAUCGUCAACGCCAUGGUUCUCGGUGCGGCUUUCAGUGCGGGCAACUCCUAUGUCUACUGUGCCUCGCGCUCGCUCUAUGGUCUCGCUCUGGAAGGCAAAGCUCCCAAGUUUCUAACCCGCUGCACGAAACAAGGUGUACCUGUUUACUGCGUUGCCAUCGUCUUGCUCAUCGCGCUUCUGUCCUUCCUCCAACUCGGUUCGGGCUCCGCCGUCGUCCUGCAGUGGUUCGUCAACCUCGUUACCGCAAGCCAACUCAUUAACUUCAGCGUCAUAUGCUUCACCUUCAUCCGGUUCUACAAGGCAUGUAAAGCCCAAGGUAUCGACCGCAAUACGUUACCAUACAAGGGGAUUUUCCAGCCUUAUGCCGCGUAUUUCGGUCUGGCGGGUACUUUCGUCAUGACGUUUGUUGGUGGAUAUACCGUGUUUCUGAAGGGACAUUGGGAUACGCCGACAUUUUUAUUCUCGUAUAUGAUGAUUUUCAUCUUCCCAGUCCUUUACCUGGGCUGGAAGUUUGUAAAGAAGACCAAGCUCCGCGCCCCCCAUGAAGUUGAUCUCUAUCAGGAUCUGGAGGAGAUCGAAGAGUAUACGAGGAAUUACGUGCCGACGCCGGAUAGAAAUCGGUUUGAUAAGUGGUUCAAUUGGCUGUUCAGCUGAAAAGACGCGGCGUCAACUGCGAGGGGUGCGGUUGUAUACGCAAGAUGUUCGCUAUUAGCAAGUGGCGUGUGUCAAGAUAGAGUAUUGUGUAACUGAUCUACAUGCCUUGGAGAAAAAACAAAACAAAGUGCGAUUGGGUG
Molecule: messenger RNA, 2047 nt
Organism: Westerdykella ornata
Lineage: Eukaryota; Fungi; Ascomycota; Dothideomycetes; Pleosporales; Sporormiaceae
Product: putative general amino acid permease
Exons: 5
Coding region: 222-1907 (561 amino acids)
Biological process (GO): amino acid transmembrane transport
Cellular component (GO): membrane
Molecular function (GO): amino acid transmembrane transporter activity
Source: RefSeq, a predicted model, not a curated record